GUGGAUGAAAAUAUGGAAAUUAAAACUGGGAGCUCCAAUAAUUGGAGACUUUUUAAUACGUCUUGCAUUGAGAACAAAGAUGAACUUGAAGAGAAAUUUGAACGUUGUCAUGGUGUGCUACAGGGACUUACUGCUGGUUUGUCGGAAAAGGAAGCACAUGAUACAUUAAAUAACGCAGUUUGUAAGGAUAAAACACACGAAGAAGUAUCCUUGGGUCUUUUAGUUGUUAUUUUAACUGACCCACAAGAUGCAACUAAAAGUUAUCGUGAUUUAACAUUAAUUACACGUGAUGGACUGGCUAUUGUACUAAGUCAUUUAAAUCAAUUAGUGCUUGAGCGGUAUUUAAGAUUAAAUGAUACAACACGUAGUCAAUUAUUGUGGUUGUUACGUGAAUUAAUAAGAACAAACAUUGCUGGUGUUGAUAAUUUAUGUUUGAGUUUAUUGAGACACGCUGCUGGUGGUGAUAUUUCACCUAGGAAUAUUUAUUUAGUUGAAGCAUUACUUGAUAUUUUUCAAGACAAUCGACCCUGGGUAGGAAAUUUUCCUUAUUUAGUUGCUUUUAUUGUUUAUACUUAUUUACGGUUAAUUGAAGAUCAUAGUGCUCCUCAUUUACAACAAUUGAGGGCUAAGGAGGUUACUUUUACUGUUACGUUAAUCAGAGAACAUAUUGUUGACUGUUUACUUAUUGGGAGAGAUCUAGUACGUUUAUUACAAAAUGUAGCAAGAUUACCAGAAUUUGAGAGCCUUUGGCGUGAUUUAUUAACAAAUCCAAGAUCACUAAAUCCAAAUUUAACCGGGGUACUGCAAUUAUUACAAACACGUACAUCACGUCGUUUUUUACAAUCACGCUUAACUCCCGAUAUGGAGCGUAAACUAGUAUUUUUAACAGCAAGCGUACGUUUUGGCAAUCACAAACGUUAUCAAGAUUGGUUUCAACGGCAAUAUUUAGCAACGCCAGAAUCGCAAUCAUUGAGAUGUGAUUUAAUAAGAUUUAUUGUUGGAGUAAUACAUCCAACAAAUGAAUUAUUAUGUUCAGAUAUUAUUCCACGUUGGGCUGUUAUUGGAUGGUUGUUAACUACUUGUACGUCAAAUGUUGCUGCCAGUAAUGCUAAAUUGGCGUUAUUUUAUGAUUGGUUAUUUUUUGAUCCUGAAAAGGAUAAUAUUAUGAAUAUUGAACCAGCUAUACUUGUUAUGAAUAAUUCAAUGAGAUCACAUCCUGCUACGAUGGAACGAAUUGUCCAAAUGAUUCUUGAAGAUGAUUUAGGUGUAGAUUCAAUUACACCACUUGCUAAUUGUCUAUCGACAAUUUUAGCCUCUGAAAUAACUUCUGAUAUAUUUCCUUCGAAUAAUUUAAAUGAUGAAGCAUUAACGGACAGUAUAAGUACUCCAAUAUUUGUAAUGUUCCGUAAUUAUUUUCAAUUGUGCAAAGAAGAAGAUAGUAGAAAAAAAUUCCUGGGUCAUAUGUUGGCAGAGUUACAAAAUUUACAACCAUCAAUUGGAUAUUUAUUGCUGUAUUUUUUAAAAGUUUGGGGUCGUGAGGAGGAAAAACGUGAAGGAUUAGCAUCAAAUAUUACCAAUGAAGUAAAAGCUGCUGUCUAUAAAGAUUUUUCUCACCAUCGAAAUAAAAAAUUAGAAGCUUGUUUGUUGGAUGAUUUAAAAAAUUGCCAUCAAGAUAAUGUACUUCUGUUGUGUUAUCUUGUACCAGAUGUGUUUAUGGGCUUUCAAAAUAUCGCACUGGGCAAUGCAACUCUUCUGCACUUAGUGGUCAGUACUGUUGACUCUUGUCAGUUGCAAGACCUAGUGUGUCAAAUACUCCAAGGACAAUUAAAGAUGCUGGAGAAAGAUUCUUUUAAUGGCUUGCUUAUGAAGAGUCUGGAGUGGGAAACUUUUGAACAGUAUUGCUUUUGGCAACUUAUUACUGCUCAUGAUUUUCCAAUUAAAUAUGUCCUUCCAGUGGUUCCUAAACUGCAAUUUAAAAAUCAUGCGGAAGCUAUGACAGCGAUAUUACCAACACUGGAAUUAUUACGUCAAUUAUUUACUCGUCAAAAUAAUGAUGGUGAUACAUUUGUCGUAGCGGCACUUCGUUAUUGGUGUAGAGAUUAUGAAGACAAAUUAGGUGAACUAUUGGCUAAUUUAUUGAGCACACGUUAUCCCGCAACAAGUCCAAAUAAACGGAAACGCGCCGGCGCUAAACAAAAUCAACAGCAGUCUGGACCACCCACUGGAGAACAAGUAUUAGGUCAUUUAGAUCAAUUACGACAACAUUGCCGUGCGUCUUCAGAUUUACAAUUGUAUCAAACUGAAGGAAUGCAAAAAGCACUUCAACAAGCUCAAGCUGCUAGUAGCGAUAGUUUAAGAAAGAGCUAUGGUGAUUUAUUUGCACUCGCUGAAGUUAAUGAAGAAAAUGAACCACCUCCUCCACCACCUACAUCUUCAUCACGUAAACACACUGCAUCGGCUACCGGAUCUUCGAAGACUGGAGCUGGUCAUAGAAAAAUUAUUUCUACUAGAGAAAGAACAGCCAGUAAACGGCCGCCUCCUAGAGACCACUUUAGUUGA
Molecule: messenger RNA, 2559 nt
Organism: Cotesia congregata
Lineage: Eukaryota; Metazoa; Arthropoda; Insecta; Hymenoptera; Braconidae
Source: the annotation of a GenBank genome assembly